Molecule: messenger RNA, 2655 nt
Organism: Plasmodium gonderi
Lineage: Eukaryota; Apicomplexa; Aconoidasida; Haemosporida; Plasmodiidae
Product: topoisomerase I
Exons: 1
Coding region: 1-2655 (884 amino acids)
Biological process (GO): chromosome segregation; DNA replication; DNA topological change
Cellular component (GO): nucleolus; chromosome
Molecular function (GO): DNA topoisomerase type I (single strand cut, ATP-independent) activity; DNA binding
Source: RefSeq, a predicted model, not a curated record
AUGGAAACAAACGAAAACUGUGAUAUCUGUGAUAACAGUACAUCAGAUGAUGACAUAUUAAUUGAAAAUAUUAAGAAAAAAAAUUGCUAUAUUAAAUUAAAUGACUCGAAGCAAACAAAUGAAGGCCAGAAGAAGGAUAUAAACACACAAAAGGUGUUGAAGAGUGGUGGUAAAACAGUUUCGAAAGAGACAGGUUCUACUGUUCGAAAAGUGAAAUCAGAAAACAAUACGAAAGGAAAAAAAGAUUCGCCAUUGAAUGAAUGCAAAGUGAUAAAAAGACGCAAGGUAAGUACUCAUGGGGGUGAUGAAGUUAAAGAAGAUGCAAAUACUAGCAAUAACAAGACCGAUAAGAAAAAUGAUGCAGUAAAAAAAAGGAAAUCAAAUGUAAAGGAAAAGAAAGAGGCAGAUGAAAAAUCCAGAUCUCCUAAAGUAGAAAAACAGAGAGAAAAUAAAGUAAAAAAAGAAAUAGAUAAAAAGCCUAAAAAGAUAGUUAAAAAAUCUGAGGAAAAUUUUGAACCAAUAAACAGAUGGUGGGAAAAAAUAGAUGAUCAAACUGAUGCACAGUGGCAUUACUUAGAACAUAGAGGUCUAAUUUUUCCUCCCCCAUAUGUACAACAUAACAUUCCUAUUUUUUAUAAAAGUAUAAAAAUAGAAUUAAAUGAAAAGGCAGAGGAAUUAGCUACAUAUUGGUGUAGUGUAAUAGGUAGUGAUUACUGCACGAAAGAAAAGUUCAUAUUAAACUUUUUUAGAACUUUCAUAUGCACAUUAGAGAAAGAUAAUAUAAUAAGACAAGAAAAUGAAAACAAGUUAAAAAAAGGAGAUAUAUCCAAUUUUAAAUUUCUUGAUUUUAUGCAAAUCAAAGAUCAUUUGAUUAAAUUAAGAGAAGAAAAAUUAAAUAAGACAAAAGAAGAAAAAGAAGAAGAAAAAAAAAUAAGGGCAGAAAAAGAAUUACCAUAUACAUACGCAUUGGUUGAUUGGAUUCGUGAAAAAAUUUCCAGCAACAAAGCAGAACCACCUGGUUUAUUUAGAGGAAGAGGAGAACACCCAAAACAAGGUUUAUUGAAAAAAAGAAUAUUUCCAGAAGAUGUAGUAAUUAAUGUAAGUAAAGAUGCACCCGUUCCACGACUUUACGAUGAUAUGUGUGGACAUAAUUGGGCAGACACAUACCAUGAUAAUAAAGUAACGUGGUUAGCUUUUUAUAAAGACAGCAUAAAUGAUCAACUAAAAUACACAUUUCUAUCAGCUCAAUCAAAAUUUAAAGGAUAUAAAGAUUUUCUUAAGUAUGAAAAUGCAAGAAAAUUAAAAUCCUGCGUUCAUAAGAUUAGAGAAGAUUAUAUGAAUAAAAUGAAAAAUAAAAACAUCCUUGAGAAACAACUAGGAACAGCAGUUUAUUUAAUAGAUUUCUUGGCUUUAAGAGUAGGGGGAGAAAAAGACAUAGAUGAAGAAGCAGAUACUGUAGGAUGUUGUAGUUUACGAGUUGAACACGUUAGCUUUUCCCAUUUGGUACCUAUUAAAAAUGAAAAUAUAAAGGGAGAAAACAUAAAAGGAGAAAGAGAAAGUGAUAAUAAAAGUAACAAAUUACCACUACCGAAAAAUUUAGAAGAUAUAUCUGAAGAGCAUUGUUAUAUAACUCUCGAUUUUUUAGGAAAAGAUAGUAUUCGUUAUUUUAAUACUGUAAAAUUAGAUAAACAAGCAUAUAUCAAUAUGAUCAUAUUUUGCAAAAAUAAAAACAAAGAUGAAGGAGUGUUCGAUCAAAUUAAUUGCUCCAAAUUAAAUGAAUAUUUAAAAGAAAUUAUGCCUACAUUGUCAGCAAAAGUUUUUCGUACAUAUAACGCUUCAAUUACUUUAGACCAGCAAUUAAAAAGAAUAAAAGAAAUUAAAAGUAAACCAACGGAUCCGUUACUUUCAUAUUAUGGUGAUUUACCCAAAAAUAAAAAGAGGAAGUCAGAUAACAUAAUUUCGUUAACCAGUGUACUUAGUGACUUAAGUGACUCAACACAAAAUGGAAAAAGUAGAAAUUGUGAGGAAGAGGAAAAUAAUGGCACAGUGCUUACAAACAACAGUGCAAAUCUUGAUAGCAGCCCUUUAGGGAGAAAAAACGACAAUGACAAAAAUUCACCCAUAGAAGUGGAUGUGUCAAAUGUAAAUGAACUGAUUAACUUCUUCAAUAAUGCGAAUAGAGAAGUUGCUAUUUUGUGUAACCAUCAAAGAAGUAUUCCAAAACAACACGAUACAGCUAUGUUUAAAAUAAAAAAGCAAAUAGAAGUUUAUACAGAGGAUAUAAAGGAGUAUAAAAAGUAUUUACAAUAUCUGAAAAAAGGAACCAACGAACAAAGCUUUACAUUUGUUUCUAAGGUUGUUACCUUAGAUGGAUCUCUAAGACCUAACAAAGUAAAGGAAAACAUGAAGGAAGAACCAUGUAAAAAGAAAUUAAUUGCUCUUAUCAAAAAAGUGGAGUUAUUAAAAAAUCAAAUGAAAAUACGGGAUGAUAAUAAGACAAUUGCUUUGGGAACAUCUAAAAUAAAUUAUAUGGAUCCAAGAAUCACCGUUGCCUUUUGCAAAAGAUUUGAAAUACCAAUAGAAAAAAUAUUUAAUAGGAGUUUGAGGCUCAAAUUUCCAUGGGCAAUGUUUGUGACAAAAAAUUUCAAUUUUUAA